GUGCGGUUGGUGAGCCUCCUCCUUGGUGCUCCAGUCAGGGAUCGCCACGGGGGAUCAACCUUCUUCAGCGCACUCUGUCUUCUGUUCCUUCCUCAGCCACACCCAUUACAAGCAUGUCUCCUUUCAUAAACCUUCCCUUGGGUCUUCCUUUCCUUCGCCUGCUGGAUAGUCCCAUCUCCAGUAUCCUCUUCCUCAUAUUCUCCUCGUCUCUUGAUAUCCUUCUCUUGAUGUGCCCAGACCGCCUCGAUCAAACUCAUUACAAGCAUUUCUUCUCUCACAAACCAUCUCUCGGCUCUUCCUCUUUUCAUCGUGCUGUAUAGGUCCACCUCCAACAUUCUCCUGCCCACACUCUCCUCGUUUCUCUUCUUAGCGCGCCCAAAACACCACAGUCUCUCUUUUGUAGCUUAUUCCUGAAAGCCGUGUCUGUUUUAGCUGUUUUAGUCCUCAGCUAACACUCCUAACCUAACAAAUCCUUAGAAAGACAGUCAAACCACCGUAGAGAGUACUGCAACCAAAGUACUGUAGCCAAAACAAAGGGAAAUUACUGAUUAUUCUUGACAGCGGUAAGGCAACACCCCUAUCCUUACAGAUCCGAGAAGAGACACACAAGCCACCCUAAAAAUUACUGAAACGAACACAAACCCUGACUAUUCUUGACGCGAAACCCACGGGCCGGCGAGGCAACACCCCUGCCCUUAAUAGACCAUCAUACCAUUUUUGAACGCACACCAUUCCUUCUUCUUUACCUUUCUUCCUUUAACCUUCCCCCUGGCACAUCUCAUCUUGCGGUUCUUGCCAUUCACCUUAAAAAGUACUGAAACCAAUUACUGUAACCAAAAGAGAGACGGAUUGUUGAGUAUCCCUAAGGCGAAACCCACGCGGCGAUCCUGCGCGUGGCCUCAGUGCGCAUGCGUUGCCUGGAGGUAUAUAAAACCCGCGCUCCCCUCCUCUUGGGCUUCGUAAUCCGUAGACUGCGCUGUCGGGAGAGUCUUCUGCUGACUCUCUUCUUUCGCCUCUCGCCCCCACGCCUCUCAGUAAAGGUCUUGGUGACGCGAUGCUCGGCGUGAUAGGACAGACUGGGUUCCUGUUCAUCCUGGCCCAGCUGACUCUUCUACUAGCCGAUGACAGGGUGACGUGCUGCAUGGGCGGGUGGAAGACUGUGCGCGGGGUGACGCUGUGCUCCAAGCCGUGCUGCGCGGGGUACGAGGAGCGGCAGGUGAGGGCGCCCUUCCUGGUGAGCCCCGUCGUGUGCCACAAGCUGACGCCCCAGGAGCUGCUGGAGCGGGAGGAGGCGCGCAUGACCACCACCACGCCGCCCCCUCAGCCUGCCGCGCCGCCCCUUCUUGACCAGCCUCGCCGCUUCGUCCGCGCUGCCUCGCUGUACCGUGCCUUUCUGUACCGCCACCGCCACAUGUUCCUCGGGCUCCUGCGGGAAGGAUUCUCACGUAAAGAGCUCCUGGCUAUCCUUGAACGCUUCCUGAAUGAGAUCUCAGCUGAACUUGACAAACCUGCAGUCUGGUACGGUAACUAACAGUGCUGGGCGUCACGCAAGUCGAAAAUCGGAGGCUUGAAGAGCUGAAGGCAAGGAUAGAAAACAAUAUAUAGUCUAAGAAAAGAAGCAGAAUGAGGAAUGAAGCCAAGGAGAGAUAAGUGAGCCCCCUCCUUCUCUCCCCUCGCAGCGGUACUCAUUGGUAUAACCUGCUGGAAUGUGUGGGUGUAUAAUUAUAGUCUUCUAUCCUUGGUUGAAGCGAGGCUGGCUGCGUGUCAGUGUGUUGGUGAGGAGUGAGGGGAGGGAAGCCAGCGGGAGGAGAGAAGAUGGGAAAGUUUGUGGUUGUAGCUAGUGGUGAUGAUGAUUUGGAAGAAGGAAGAGGAGGGAGAGGAGAAUGAGAACAAGAAUACGGUGAAGAAUUAGAGAAAAGAGGAAGUAUUCGUAAAAGGUUGAUGGUAAUAUGAGGAGGAAGAAGGAAGAAGGAAGACAAGAACGGGAUGAUGAAGAAUUAGAAAAAGAGAAAAGAUUCGUAAAAAAAAAUUACUAUGGGGAAGAAGAAGAAAAGAGCUAGAAGAAAACUAAAAGGACGAUGAUAAAAUGGAUAACAGCAACAACAACAACAACACGAAAAAAAAAGAAAUAGUUUGAACUUGAAUGUCCUUCCUUGAUAAACAUUAGCAGAGAGAGAAAGAGAGAGAGAGAGAGAGAGAGAGAGAGAGAGAGAGAGAGAGAGAGAGAGAGAGAGAGAGACUGGUCUAGGGCACGUGAAGGUUGUCUAAUGGCGCAGCGCAGUUUAUCACCAUUUAUUCUAUCCCCGCGUUGCGCCAUUCAUAAAUAAACAUUCUGUUGAUG
This is a messenger RNA of Scylla paramamosain (green mud crab), 2341 nucleotides long. RefSeq lists its product as uncharacterized. The record is from RefSeq and is a predicted model, not a curated record. The transcript is spliced from 5 exons. Bases 1055 to 1531 code for a protein of 158 amino acids. Lineage: Eukaryota; Metazoa; Arthropoda; Malacostraca; Decapoda; Portunidae.